GAGGCGGAGCGCGGCGGGACGUUGGGCAGGGCCGGGCCGGGGCGAUGAGCGGGCCGGCGGCCGCGCUGCGGGGGUACAACGCGGAGCUGCGGGAGGGGCUGGCGGAGCUGCGCGGCCGGCGGGAGGAGCUGAGCGGGCGGAUCCGGGAGGAGGAGGCGGAGCGGAGCCGGCUGCAGGGCCGGAUCGGGGCGCUGACCGAGCGGCUGGCCCGCACCACCGAGAGCCUGGCGCGGCACCUGGCCGCCCGCGGCGAGCUCGACAGGACCAUCGCCGAGACCGAGGCGGCCUACGGCAAGAUACUGGAGAGUUCUCAGUCAUUGCUAGAUGUCCUGAAGGGAGAAAUCGGGAAUGCUGGUAAAGCCAGUGAGCCACAAAGUACUUCAAAGGAGAAAGAAAAACAAGCACAUGGACAAAAGCAUUCCUAAACUUGUUCUUCAACCUGGAAAGUCCUGUUGGUCUGGGACAGCUGCUGUUCUGGUACAAGGAUGCUGCAUUUAAUAAAAGUCUUUGUCUUGCAAAAGUAAA
Messenger RNA from Harpia harpyja (harpy eagle), 525 nucleotides. It is a transcript of the gene SSNA1, whose product is annotated as SS nuclear autoantigen 1. Gene Ontology annotation, cellular component: centrosome; ciliary basal body. NCBI's taxonomy places the organism in Eukaryota, Metazoa, Chordata, Aves, Accipitriformes, Accipitridae. The record is from RefSeq and is a predicted model, not a curated record. The transcript is spliced from 3 exons. The coding region runs from base 45 to 425 and encodes 126 amino acids.